Alosa alosa (allis shad) is the source of this 429-nucleotide messenger RNA. RefSeq names its product histone H4. NCBI's taxonomy places the organism in Eukaryota, Metazoa, Chordata, Actinopteri, Clupeiformes, Clupeidae. Gene Ontology annotation, biological process: nucleosome assembly. The record is from RefSeq and is a predicted model, not a curated record. Gene Ontology annotation, molecular function: protein heterodimerization activity; structural constituent of chromatin; DNA binding. The coding region runs from base 31 to 342 and encodes 103 amino acids. Gene Ontology annotation, cellular component: nucleosome. The transcript has a single exon.
CCAAAAUCUGCUCAAAGAAAUUAAUUGAUAAUGUCUGGAAGAGGUAAAGGCGGUAAAGGUCUUGGAAAAGGAGGCGCCAAGCGUCAUCGCAAGGUUCUCCGCGAUAACAUCCAGGGGAUCACAAAGCCCGCUAUCCGCCGCCUGGCUCGCCGUGGUGGUGUGAAGCGUAUCUCUGGGCUCAUCUACGAGGAGACUCGUGGUGUGCUGAAGGUUUUCCUGGAGAACGUGAUCCGUGAUGCCGUCACCUACACCGAGCACGCCAAAAGAAAGACCGUCACUGCUAUGGAUGUGGUCUACGCCCUGAAACGCCAGGGUCGUACUCUGUACGGUUUUGGCGGUUAAAAAUGUUACCGUUUCAAUAAAUUUAACGGCUCUUUUAAGAGCCACCCACAGUUUCCACUUAAAUAGCGUGCUUCCAAUGUUUGAAAU